This is a messenger RNA of Lasiodiplodia theobromae, 1302 nucleotides long. RefSeq names its product Integral membrane protein. The transcript has 3 exons. NCBI's taxonomy places the organism in Eukaryota, Fungi, Ascomycota, Dothideomycetes, Botryosphaeriales, Botryosphaeriaceae. The record is from RefSeq and is a predicted model, not a curated record. Bases 1 to 1302 code for a protein of 433 amino acids.
AUGAAGGUCGCUACAAACUCAAGAACUGGGGAGAUUCUUGCCGGCAACAUCAUCCCCCAAGUAAUUGCUUCAACCUUCGUAGUCGCAAGGAUAAUAUCUAAAGCUGUCAUACGACGAAAAUGGAGUGCGGAUGAUACCAUGCUCUGCAUAGCAUGGACCUUCUCCAUCGCACUCACCGUCCUCUCCUGUGUCCUUACCGAUUACGGUGCUGGAAUACAUGCCGACGAGCUACCUUAUUGGGCGCUCAAGACCAACCGCAAGCUGCAAUAUGCCUCUCUACUCCUCUACAACCUCACCCUCUCCCUCACCAAAAUAACCAUCUGCCUCUUCUACCUCGACAUCUUUGCGGACCCGCUCAACCGGCGCCUUGCCCUCGCAGCCCUGACCUUCAUCGUCCUAUACACCAUCCCGCUCGAAACCAUGUCCAUCUUCCAGUGCACGCCCAUUGCCGGGUACUGGGAUAAGGAGGUGGCGGCCACGGCAACUUGCGUGCCCAUGCAGCCGCACUUCUAUGUAUCGGCCGUUUGCAACAUGCUGGCCGAUGCGUGGCUGGCAGUCCAGGUGGUGCCGAACAUCCUCCCCCUGCAGAUUCCGAGGCGGCAGAAAAUCGUGUUGCUUUUCGUCGUAUCUCUGGGCUGGCUAGUCAUCGUCGCCAGCAUCAUCCGCCUCGUGCGCAUCUCCGCCAUCCCCGAUGGCACCGACUUUACCUGGGCCAGCUACGACAUCACCAUCUGGUCCGCGGUCGAGGUCGACACCGGCCUCGUCUGCGUCGCCGCGCCCUCGACCAAGCCGCUGUUCAAGAAGAUCGCGCCCGAAUUUCUAAAGUCUCUAGGUUCUUCGUCGUCUUCCUCAGAAACUUUCAGCCCCGACGGUGUCGCGCCUGGUUCGUAUCCGCUGCAGUCGAUAGCAGGGACACAGGGGCCAGGGCGGUGGAGGCAUGGCGGCUCAAAGGGGACGCUGAGGUUAAACAGCGUGACCGAGGAGAGGGAGGAAGAGGACACGGUGGCAGCGGCGAUAGCGGCAAAGGAGAUUGAGGUGGGAAGUGGUGAUGCGCCGGGAUGGGGUGUCGGAGGGCUGCUGAGGUCUUUGUCUGGGAAGAGGAACAAGAGGGGCUCGCUGGCGAGCACUGUCAGCACCGAGAGUACAGGGAUGGGUGAGAUUAUGAAGCGCGUGGAGUUGACCGUGGAGACAACCGAGCGGGAUGUGGAAAUGGGUGACGGGCGGAGGAGUUUUGGUGGCUUCCGGAAUGCGGGGUCGGGCUGGCGAAACAGUUGGAGACCACAAUUUAUGACGAAAAUGUAG